AUGCCGAACGUGUUUGUCAUCCCCCCGGAGGAGGAGCAGGAAGAGAAUCCCCCCUGGUGCUAUUUUGAUGCGAGCGAGGCUGCACAGGGUGCUCAUGCUACGGAGCCGGACAUCGAGGCUCUGGACACGGCUCUGCACUUUCAUCAACAGGUAGACAACCGUGCGCCAGCCUUCCAUCGUUCGCUUCAGAACGAUUCACAGGACACAGUGGUUCUUCCCAGGAGAGGGUCUCUGACUUAUGUGAGGGAGGCCGCUAUGACAGGCGCAGAAGAGGAUGUGAAGCGCAAAACGUUCGACGAGGAGAUUGUCGAAGUGGUCAAAGUCCGGCGGAAUGAGGGCAGAGAGAACAUUUCGAAGCCACAGGCAGAUACGAUAAAGAAGUCCAAGACGUUCAAGGCUCGAGCUACACAGGCAUUCAAGUCUAUCAAGAACGUUGGCAAGGGCGUUCGCCCCCCUGUUUCCUCUGUCAGCGCGAGCACUUGUGUCUCCGGAGAAAACGCCCGGGUGUCGGAGGAUGCCAGGUUUCGAGAAACACUCCCUCGCCCAUCCUCGCCCAACCUUACUCGCCGCCGGUCUCUCGUUCUCUCGCAGCUUUUCACCUUCUCCAACAGUAGCCGUCCUAUGUCUGCAGAACCCGACUCCCCGACAUCACCGGUCGCAUCGUCCUCAAGCACGCUGCCUCUUCGACAUAGCAUGCAGACUUUGCCCAGCGCGACUUCACCUUUGAAAUCGCAGUCGCAGUCGCAUGCUCGACGCCUCCACCCAUCUCCUUCUCUGGAGGAUUGCGCAGAUCCACCGUCGCACAGCACAGGAGAUCACUCUCUUCCGAAAUCAAGCCUAUCCAAGCGGAAAUCCUUCCGUAAGCGUAUCUCUGUGCUGGAGCUCCAGAAACUUUUCUCCGUCUCAAACCCACCAGCCUCUGCCACGUCGGUCCAGGACUCGCGAUCAUCCAUUGCUGACACGUUCGCAACUGCAGAGUCAGACCCCCACACCCUCCCGUCGUCGAGAUCCUCAUCCUCGGCGUCGUCCAUUUCGUCGUAUGCAUACGUCUCCGAAGACUUGUCGCCGCCGUUUGAGCUCGACGCUUGCAUAUCCGACCCGGACUUAGAAGAGAUGAGACUUGACUCAUUACAUUUCGAUUCAUUGCAUUUUGACCCCGAGGAUUUCUGA
Molecule: messenger RNA, 1170 nt
Organism: Fibroporia radiculosa
Lineage: Eukaryota; Fungi; Basidiomycota; Agaricomycetes; Polyporales; Fibroporiaceae
Exons: 1
Coding region: 1-1170 (389 amino acids)
Source: RefSeq, a predicted model, not a curated record